AUGUCAGGCUAUUACCAGCAGCCACCGCCGCUGCCUCCUCGAUAUGGCAAUGGGUCUGUUCCUCCUCCCAUCCCGCCGAGACAGACCAGUGGCCAGCCAGCGCAGACAUACGGAGGUAACGCCCAAUAUCCAUAUACAAACGCGAGCCCCCAGCAGCAAACUCAGUAUGGAUACCAAACGGCGCCUCCUCCCGCAUCACCGUAUCCGAAUACAGCAGCACCGGCGCCGUAUUAUCCACCCCCUCCUGGUCCACCACCGCCUGGACACUCCGGGUACUCAUACGCUCCGGCGUCGACAACGCCCGGUCCUGUAGCGGCAGCUCCUCCACAGAGCCCGUCUCAGUCUUAUCCUCCUCCGCAGAGUCCAUCUUACACAUACUCUCCUCAAAAUCCACCUCAUUCCUAUCCCCCUCCGCAGAGUCCAUCUCACUCGUACCCCCCUCCUCAGAAUCCACCUCAGUCGUACCCUCCUCCUUCGCAGACUUCAGCUCAAUCCUAUCCUCCUCCUCAAGCUCCGGCUCAAUCCUAUCCACCUCCCCCACCUCUUCCUGCUCGGGCACCAGUUCAACAGAAUCUGCCCAGCUACCCUCCACAUCCUCCCUAUAAUCCAGCUCAAAAUGCGCAAAAUCCAGUCUCACACACAUACUCUCCCCCACAGCCCGCUCCGUACUACAACAGUCCCCCUCCUGCUGUUCAGUACACACCGGCUACGCAUGCACAAACACCAGCUGCUUCUGUCCAACCCACAACAUAUCAAUAUACACCUACACCUCCUGCGGUAGCGCAACCACCAAGCCUACCUCCUGUCUCGCCACAGCCUCCUACACCGGAGAGAAAUGCUGCUUCAAACGGAACUUUCAGUCCUCUUCCUCGAGAUAACGGGGCUUUUGAACCUAUUCCUCGAGAUUAUAGUGAAUUUGCACCCAUUCCUCGAGACUAUAAUGAGUUUGCACCUCUGCCCCGGCAACAGCCAGCAAAUACUUCCUCGGCUCCUCCUCCACCACCGAUGUCAACCCGUCCUCCAGCCCGGGAGACUUCGAACGACUAUGCUCCUCCUCCGCCUAGUGCUCCAACUGCAGUAGGACAGCAAGCACCAGCAGGAUCAGAACGUCUGCCGCCGCCGCCGCCAUCCAAUACGGCAAAUAAUCAGCAUCAAUAUCCACGCAGACCAGUCGCUGCCCCCAAUACACAACAGACAGUGGCACCGGCUGCUGAUCCUACCUCACCAGUUCAACCAACAAAUAAUGCCGCGUCGAUUCCUCCACCUCCGGCAGAGGCGCAGCAGCCUACCCCAGCACCUAUUUCAGUGCCGCCCCAGGAUCCCAUGGCUAAUCUUUAUACGCAAAUGAACAAUCUCAAUAUGAACCCUGUGGAACAUAACGCGACGCCCCAGCCUUCUACGAGAGCUUUAGAUGACAAUGCACCCCGACCUCCACCUCAUAUCCGCGCAACGGGGGAGCCUCUAGAAGUCAUCACGUAUUGUCCAGAAACGAGGGCAGUGGACUAUUCGCUUUAUUGGUACCGUUUGCCAGACUUGCCAGACUUAUUGAUCUGCACUAGAUGUCACGCUGAUCACAUUCAACCUACACAACUGGCAAGCAAAUUUGAGAGGAUUAAACGGCCAGAUAACUUUAACUCCAUGUGCUGUUUCUGGUUCCCUAGAGUCAAAGAGUUCAUUUGGCCCCAGGCUGUUCGCACCGGCAAUCUGGAUGCACUGCGUGAAUUCUUGAAAAAGCGCCUCAAUGUGAAGGCAUGCAAAGGACGCAACCCCACCGCAGCCUCCGAUGGAAUUAAAUGGUUCGGUAUGACGGGCAGUGAGAUUAACGGAUUCAUCUCGUGUGAGGCUUGCUACGAAGACCGGAUAGCGGGGACGCCAUUCGAGACCAGAUUCUCCCCAUAUCGUGAACAGCCAACGGGCGAGAAUUGGUCUUGUGACGUCUGCGUGCCAUUCAUCUCUCGAGUCGUUGUCAAGAAGGCCAAAGAGAAUGACUGGGCCGGUUUUGUUAGUUUGGCGACCCAUCGCAUCUCCUUGCCUAAAUGCGAGGGAAAGGAUAUACAGUCAAACGACUGCACCUGGUACAUGCCACGGCGCAAGAUUGAGAAUAUGCGAGCUUGUGAAGCUUGUUAUCUGGACCGAGUUGGCUUCACACGGUUUGAGAAUGAGUUUGAAAAGUAUGUCAUGGCCUCGGGCUUCGAUGCAUACUUCGAACACAUGACCCAAUUCUGGUCCUGCAAAUUAACUGAAACCAACCUUCCCCUGGUAUGGGCCAUGGAGAAUGCCAUUGAGCAGCGCGACUGGUCUGUAUUCAGCAGCUCAGCGGAGGUGGCGUGUCGUCUCCCACCUUGCACAAAACACGGAAUUAUUCGCGGCAACUGGUGGACAAUCCAAGGAGGAUGCGAUAACUAUGAUGUGUGCGAAACAUGCUAUACAUCUAUCCUGAGAACUAGCGGAGUUGCUCAAUUCUUCGAGCCCGCGCAGCGCAAUCCCGAGUCAACUCUUGUUUGCGACUUUUGUGUUGCUAGCCCCCGAUUCCGGCAAUACCUCAGGAAAUAUGCUCAAGCUGUGGACUUAGGAGUUUUCAGUUACUUCCUAGACUAUGUUCGGACAUUUGCCUCGAUUCCCGUUUGUCCUGGCCUAGAAGUCGUCGAGAAGGGACAUUGGUGGGGGUAUCCAAAUGCUUUAUUCUGCGAAGAUUGCUAUCUGAGCUUCGUUGCCGACACAAAACUUGGCGAUUCCGUGAUUUUCAAGAAAGCAUAUGAUGAGCGUGCCCAAAUUUGCCAGAUCUGGUCGUCUCGUAUGCGCACAAUGUGGUUGAAAGUCUGUGAUGCUGGACCACCCGAAUCACCCGAGUCGAAAAAGGCAUUGGCGGAAUUCACAGAAUUCGGAAGCAAGCGGUUGAAGAUAUACACUCAAACCGUCCCUCAGAUGAAGUUUAUCCGCGAAAUGAAGCAAAUGAAGAUGCAAAACGCAAUGCACCAGGGCCUUUUGAGUGUCAUGUAUAACGGUAUGGAUGGAUUGUUAUCGAUAUCCGGUGCCACAGAUGGACACCUUCAUGGAAACAGUCAGGUGGGCUGGUAUGACACUGAACAGGGAGCGCAGGGAGCGCAAAUGUUCAAUAACAUGCAAUCUGGUUUUGCUAAUGCAAAUCGGAUGGACGAAUGGAUGCAAAUAUUCCAGCUCGAGAUGAUAUGGAAGGAGGUUGAGUAG
Molecule: messenger RNA, 3207 nt
Organism: Trichoderma breve
Lineage: Eukaryota; Fungi; Ascomycota; Sordariomycetes; Hypocreales; Hypocreaceae
Exons: 1
Coding region: 1-3207 (1068 amino acids)
Source: RefSeq, a predicted model, not a curated record